UGUUCUGAUUUGGGUAAAAUAUCAUGUCUAUGUUCUGAUUUGGGUAAAAUAUCAUGUCUAUGUUCUGAUUUGGGUAAAAUAUCAUGUCUAUGUUCUGAUUUGGGUAAAAUAUCAUGUCUAUGUUCUGAUUUGGGUAAAAUAUCAUGUCUAUGUUCUGAUUUGGGUAAAAUAUCAUGUCUAUGUUCUGAUUUGGGUAAAAUAUCAUGUCUAUGUUCUGAUUUGGGUAAAAUAUCAUGUCUAUGUUCUGAUUUGGGUAAAAUAUCAUGUCUAUGUUCUGAUUUGGGUAAAAUAUCAUGUCUAUGUUCUGAUUUGGGUAAAAUAUCAUGUCUAUGUUCUGAUUUGGGUAAAAUAUCAUGUCUAUGUUCUGAUUUGGGUAAAAUAUCAUGUCUAUGUUCUGAUUUGGGUAAAAUAUCAUGUCUAUGUUCUGAUUUGGGUAAAAUGUCAUGUCUAUGUUCUGAUUUGGGUAAAAUAUCAUGUCUAUGUUCUGAUUUGGGUAAAAUAUCAUGUCUAUGUUCUGAUUUGGGUAAAAUAUCAUGUCUAUGUUCUGAUUUGGGUAAAAUAUCAUGUCUAUGUUCUGAUUUGGGUAAAAUGUCAUGUCUAUGUUCUGAUUUGGGUAAAAUAUCAUGUCUAUGUUCUGAUUUGGGUAAAAUAUCAUGUCUAUGUUCUGAUUUGGGUAAAAUAUCAUGUCUAUGUUCUGAUUUGGGUAAAAUAUCAUGUCUAUGUUCUGAUUUGGGUAAAAUAUCAUGUCUAUGUACUGAUUUGGGUAAAAUAUCUUCAUCUUUUCAAUAUAAUGUUGUAAUGUUUGUGCCAUGA
Messenger RNA from Lottia gigantea (owl limpet), 813 nucleotides. RefSeq lists its product as hypothetical. The transcript has a single exon. Lineage: Eukaryota; Metazoa; Mollusca; Gastropoda; Lottiidae. The annotation marks the transcript as partial. The record is from RefSeq and is a predicted model, not a curated record.